Molecule: messenger RNA, 1325 nt
Organism: Pistacia vera
Lineage: Eukaryota; Viridiplantae; Streptophyta; Magnoliopsida; Sapindales; Anacardiaceae
Product: protein GID8 homolog
Exons: 6
Coding region: 320-1057 (245 amino acids)
Biological process (GO): proteasome-mediated ubiquitin-dependent protein catabolic process
Cellular component (GO): nucleus; cytoplasm
Molecular function (GO): protein binding
Source: RefSeq, a predicted model, not a curated record
AAAUUUCAUCGUCAUUGCGGACAAGCAAAAGAAAAACUUCGCAAAAACUCCAUCAAAACCCACCCCAAAACAAUAUAGUCCUAAAUAAAGAAAAAAAAAACCGGUGACUACGAUUGACUGGAAUAAUUCAAUAGAAACAUUUAAAACCGAAACAAAAAAAAAAAAAAAAACCAUCUUCUGGUACCUUCUUUUCUGAAAACUGUUCAAACUUUUCGUGGGAACAGGGUUUCUCAUUAUUCGUUCUGAUAACUGAUUUUUUUACCAUAGAUUUCAGCUUCGAGAAUCACAAAUUAAUGGGAAUGAAGGUGUUAAUGUACUGAUGUCACCGUUCUGGAUUGUGAUUCGUCAGCUAGCGGAAAUCGAGGCAAUGGCAUUGUCAAAGAAAGUGAUUACGCGGGAGGAGUGGGAGAAGAAGCUCAAUGAUGUAAAGAUUAGGAAAGAAGAUAUGAAUAAGUUAGUGAUGAAUUUUCUUGUCACAGAAGGUUAUGUUGAUGCUGCUGAGAAAUUUCGGAUGGAAUCUGGAACUGAACACAUAGAUCUUGCAACUAUAACAGAUCGCAUGGCCGUUAAAAAGGCUGUACAGUGUGGUAAUGUCGAGGAUGCUAUUGAGAAAGUUAAUGAUUUAAAUCCUGAGAUAUUGGAUACAAAUCCACAACUGUUUUUCCAUCUUCAACAGCAGAGGUUAAUAGAAUUAAUACGGAAUGGAAAGGUGGAAGAGGCGCUCGAAUUUGCUCAGGAGGAGCUCGCACCAAGGGGAGAAGAAAAUAGUUUUCUGCAGCAAAGCUUUUUAGAAGAGUUGGAGAGGACUGUUGCAUUACUGGCUUUUGAAGAUGUCUCCAACUGCCCUGUUGGAGACCUUCUGGAUAUAUCACAGCGCCUGAAGACAGCUAGCGAGGUUAAUGCAGCCAUCCUCACAAGCCAGAGUCAUGAAAAAGAUCCUAAGCUUCCAAGCUUGUUAAAGAUGCUAGUAUGGGCUCAAAAUCAACUUGAUGAGAAAGCUGCUUAUCCUCGCAUAAACAAUUUAUCUACGGCAACGCUAGAAGAUCCUGCUGUUUAACAAUGAUAUAAAGUUCGUGUGGAGGAUUGCAGUUGUCUAGAUUGAACAGAUAGAGCUAAAUGGAAUGAUUGAUCAUGCUUGUACCAAUAUUGCAAAGUGAAUGUAGCUAGAAAUUUGUUGGAUGAUGUUUAUUAUCUUCUUAGAUGAUAUUCAGUGGCUGAAGCUCUUGUACAAUUGAUUGUCAAACACCUUUUUCCGUAAAGAUUGUGGGAUUUGGUCGUCAAUUUGAAGCAAAAUUAGCUCAACUUGGAGCUAUUGGUACUGUUUA